AUGGCCUCAAAAUCCAAUCACAUCCGAUCAAACAGUUUUCCUAGCAGAUCACAUCCUGCAACUCUUAGAGUUGAACAAGUUUUGAACAAAAUCAAAACAUCUGAACUCUCAUCAGUUACAUCCGAGUCGAUCUGCUAUGGACUAUGCAGAUUGGCAGAGUUGUAUCAAUGCAUGGAUGAUCUUCUCAACUUAUCCUCCACCAUUCAAUCCCUGUCUCAGCAAAACAGCCAGAAAUUCGACAACGAGUUCCUGGAUGGAUCGAUGAAAAUCUUGGACAUUUGUGGUAUCACAAGGGAUAUAGUUUCACAAUUUAAGGAAAAUGUAAGAGAUCUUCAAUCUUCUCUAAGGAGAAGAAAGGGAGACUCCAGCAUUGAAUCAAGCCUGGAUAACUAUACUUGCUUCAGAAAGAAAAUGAAGAAAGAUGCCAAAAGAUCCAUUGCAGCUUUGAAACAGUUGGAUCAAGCUAACAUUGAGGAUGAACAUAUUUCUUCAGUGAUUGGAGUACUUAGAGAAGUCAAUUCAACCACCGUAGCUAUUUUCCAAUCAAUCCUGAUUUUCUUGUCUGCUCAGUCAAAAUCAAGCAAAUGGAGAUUGGUUUCAAGAUUAGUACACAAGGAAAGUGAGGAAAGAUCACAAAAUGAAUUGGAAGAAGUAGAUUCAGCACUAAAGAGCCUAUGCGGAAAUGAUCAAAGUCAAAUCCAAUUUGUUCAAAACAGAUUGGAGAGCGUAGAGGCUAGAAUUGAUGGUAUUGAGAGUGGAUUGGAGAGCUUGUUUAGAAAGAAAAUGAAGAAGGAUGCCAAGAGAUCCAUUGCAGCCUUGAGGCAAUUAGAUCAAGUCAUUAUUGAUGAAGAGCAAAAUUCUUCAGUGAUCAGAGUACUCAGGGAAGUUAAUUCAACAACCGUUUCAAUUCUUGAAUCAGUCUUGAUUUUCUUGGCUGCUUCUAAGCCAAAGUCAAGCAAAUGGGCGGCAUUGGUUUCAAGAUUAGUGAACAAUAGCAAAGUGGGAUGUGAAGAUCAAGAAUCCCAAAAUGAAUUGGAAAGUGCAGAUUCAGCCCUUCAGAGCCUGUGCACAAAUGAUCAAAGUGAAACUGAAAAGAUCCAAUUUAUUCAAAACAGAUUGGAGAGUUUAGAUGCUAGCAUUGAUGGUAUUGAGAAUGGAUUGGUGGGAUUGUACAGGUUGUUGAUCAGAUCAAGAACCUCUCUACUCAACAUUUUCUCGUGCUGA
Oldenlandia corymbosa var. corymbosa is the source of this 1224-nucleotide messenger RNA. NCBI's taxonomy places the organism in Eukaryota, Viridiplantae, Streptophyta, Magnoliopsida, Gentianales, Rubiaceae. The record is from the annotation of a GenBank genome assembly.